This is a messenger RNA of Peronospora matthiolae, 528 nucleotides long. The record is from the annotation of a GenBank genome assembly. NCBI's taxonomy places the organism in Eukaryota, Oomycota, Peronosporomycetes, Peronosporales, Peronosporaceae.
AUGGAAGACGAAGACGUUGCAAUUUGUCUGCUACUCAGUCUUCCGAAGAGCUACGAAAAUGUGGUACUCAACAUGGAAAUGAGCAGCACCGAGCUUCGCACUCAAGAUGUGGUGAGAGUCCUGACGAAUGAGCAUGCCAAGCGUCAAGGAGAGAGAAAAGGGACAACGACAGCGACUACGGUGAAGGCUGAAGAUGCAAGCAAGGCAUUCAGCGCCGAGCGUGAGCCCUACCAAUACACGUAUUGUGGCAAGGUGGGAUACACGGUGGAUCGUUGCUGGACAAAGCAGAAGAACGAAGGUCGGGGGAGCCCGACGCGGCGGCAAUGGUCGUGGACGCGGGGGCUAACAAUGUCCAGUGGGGACAUCAUGAUCAAGGCAAUGGCUACGAUCGAGUGGCGUUUGCAGUCCGUUCGAAUGUGGAGUUUCGACGAGCAAGGACGUGUCUGGAAUAUGGUCCGUCGACAGUGGUGCAACGCACCACAUUUGCCACGACAAGACCAAGUUCGCAAGUUUGGCAGAGCGCAAUGA